AUGGGACAAGAGGAGAGCCACAGUGAGGAGAUGGACCUGCAACAGAUCCAGGACCUGUGCAUCAUUUUCAUGAAGGAAUGUCCCAGCGGUGCCCUGCACCUACAUGAGUUCAAGAGGAUCUUCGGGGUACAGAGCAGCUCUGCAGAGGAGUCCCUCUACAUUGAGACAAUAUUCCGCUCUUUUGACACAAAUCGGGAUAACACACUUGAUUUCCUCGAGUAUAUAGCAGCACUUCACUUGAUCUUACGGGGGAAUAUUGAAGAUAGACUCAAGUGGUCCUUCAAGAUGUAUGACAAGGACGGGAAUGGAAAGUUGGACAGGCAGGAGGUGAAACGGAUCAUAAGGCUGAUGUGUCAAAUG
Plectropomus leopardus (leopard coralgrouper) is the source of this 360-nucleotide messenger RNA. The record is from RefSeq and is a predicted model, not a curated record. Lineage: Eukaryota; Metazoa; Chordata; Actinopteri; Perciformes; Serranidae.